Molecule: messenger RNA, 1110 nt
Organism: Erigeron canadensis
Lineage: Eukaryota; Viridiplantae; Streptophyta; Magnoliopsida; Asterales; Asteraceae
Exons: 5
Coding region: 183-980 (265 amino acids)
Source: RefSeq, a predicted model, not a curated record
AAAAUAGAAAUAGUAGAAAUAGAAUCUCCAUAAUAGAUUCAGUAAACAUUUCCUUUUCCGGGUAUAGUCGGGUAUUUCAGUCGUUCACGCUGCCACCGAUCAACACCACCUUCUCAACCUACUCUCUCACAAACACAAACACAAUUUCUAUAUCUAUAAUUCCAUCAUCAUAAAAAAAAAAAAUGGAAUCCAUCUCCACCGUCUCAACCUCAAUCAUCCUACCUCCUUUCCAUCACCACCGCCGUAGACUCACCUCCGCCACCAGAUUCCUUCAUCCCGAUCAUCACCGUCAUCUUUUCCAUUCAAUUUCAACUUCAAACCCUAGGUUAAAACCUUACAGAAUCGAAUCUAAAUUAAACGCCGUUGCCGGAAAUAACGGAGAAGAAAACGAAGAAGUUGAUGAGGCGUUAAGAUUAGACGGAAGUAUACCUGGUUCUUCAAACCAGUUUGUUGAACAAGUUUCAUCACGUGCGUAUGACAUGCGUCGUCAUCUUCAACAAUCUUUUGAUUCCAGCAGUUAUGAUGUAUUGGAGGCCAAUCCAUGGAGAGAAGAUUCAAAAGCUGUCUAUGUGUUAACCCGCAGAGAAAACCAGCUGUGCACAAUGAAAACACGAAUGAAUCGCAGUGAAGUUGAGAGGGAACUUGGGAUGUUGUUUUCCAAAGGACGCAAGUCAAGAAAUCAAACAAAGAAACCAACAGCCAAUAAGUUCCAAAUGCUUGUGGAGGAUGUGCGGGAUGGAGUGCUUGUAUUUGAAGACGAGACCGAAGCAGCAAAAUACUGUGAUCUGUUGCAAGGAGGAGGUCAAGGUUGUGAAGGGGUUGCAGAGGUUGACGCCUCAUCGGUAUUUGAUAUGUGCCAGAAGAUGAAGGCACUUGCUGUUUUGUUUCGAAGGGGAAGAACACCUCCUUUACCAGAAAGCCUUAAGCUUAACUUGAGUGCUAAGAAGCGCUCCCUUGAAGACCAAGAGGAUUUUAUGUGAACAAUUUCGGUCGUGCUGCCAUAUCGUACAUAAAGUACAUAUAUAUAUUGUAUAUAAUCAACUUACAGAACAUGGAUUCAUUUAGAUACAAAAUUGAUGAUUAAUUAUACACCUUUCCCUUGUGCCUAUA